UCCCUCUGAUUGGCCGUGUCGGUGCGGGCUGGGAUGUUCUGUUCUAACAGAACCAGCGGGUCAGGCGGCUCCGCUCGGCCGCCGAUCACGGCGUUUCGGCGGGUUGUGCGGCUCUCGCCACGUUUUAUAUCCACAGCAGCAGCGACGGGCCCCCUCGCCGCGCGCGUCCUGCGCGUGACGCUUAAGUGAAGCGCGAGCGAUCGAGAUGAUAUCGUAGCCGGGCGCGCUGGAAGACUUUAACUCCUCUUUCGAGCAUCAAAACAGCCGCCAUGGCUGGAAUCUGUAGCAGCUCCACAUCUGGGAUGGGUGACAUCAUCCAGCUCAACGUCGGCGGAACGAGAUUUAGCACAUCCAGACAGACUCUCAUGUGGAUUCCAGACUCUUUCUUCUCAAGUUUGCUCAGUGGGAGAAUAUCAACACUACGGGAUGAAACUGGAGCUAUAUUUAUUGACAGGGACCCGACAGCAUUCGUGCCUAUUUUAAACUUCCUUCGGACGAAGGAAUUAGAUCUAAGGGGCGUUAAUAUCAGCAUUUUGCGGCAUGAAGCUGAGUUUUAUGGAAUUACACCUAUAGUUCGACGUUUGCUGUUAUGUGAGGAGCUUGAACGAUCGUCAUGUGGAAGUGUGCUUUUUCAUGGCUACCUCCCACCUCCAGCUAUUCCGGCCCGCAAAGCUGCUGGUGGGCAGGCUGCAGCUGCUGCCGGCCAGGAGGAGCGCCCAGGCCCCAGUGGAGCGGAGGGGGGCUUCCCACGCUCCUGCCCACAGUCAGCCCUGCCUGGGCCUUCUGGAGGAGAGGAGUCAACAAGACUUGCAGGAUCACCAGUGGAUCCCAGGAAGGUGUUAAUAGUCGCUGGCCAUCAUAACUGGAUUGUUGCUGCCUACGCUCAUUUCGUCAUUUGUUACAGGAUAAAGGAAUCCUCAGGAUGGCAGCAGGUGUUCUCCAGUCCUUACCUGGACUGGGCCAUUGAGCGUGUGGCCCUUAAUGCGAAAGUGGUAGGUGGUCCCCAUGGAGACAAAGAUAAGAUGGUGGCGGUGUCGUCAGAAAGCAGGAUCAUUCUGUGGAGUAUACAGGAUGGUGGAAGUGGGAAUGAGAUAGGUGUGUUCAGUCUCGGAGUGCCUGUCGACUCUCUGUUCUUCAUUGGGAGUCAGUUGGUCGCCACCAGUCAUACCGGGAAGGUUGGGGUGUGGAAUGCAGUCACUCAGCACUGGCAAGUGCAGGACGUUGUGCCCAUUACAAGCUGUGACACUGCAGGGUCCUUUCUUCUCCUGGGUUGCAACAAUGGCUCUAUUUACUACAUUGACAUGCAGAAGUUCCCACUGAGGAUGAAGGACAACGAUCUCCUGGUGACCGAGCUCUACCAUGACCCCUCAAAUGAUGCCAUCACAGCACUCAGUGUCUACUUAACACCCAAAACCAGUGUGAGUGGAAACUGGAUAGAGAUCGCUUAUGGCACCAGUUCAGGGGCAGUGCGGGUAAUAGUGCAACACCCAGAGACAGUAGGGUCUGGGCCACAACUCUUCCAGACCUUCACGGUCCACCGCAGCCCUGUCACUAAAAUCAUGCUGUCUGAGAAGCACCUGGUGUCAGUGUGUGCCGACAAUAACCACGUGCGAACGUGGACAGUUACGCGCUUCAGAGGCAUGAUCUCCACCCAGCCGGGAUCAACGCCGCUGGCUUCCUUUAAGAUCAUCUCCCUGGAAGAGACGGAGAGUCACAGCAGCUACUCCUCUGGCAACGACAUAGGUCCUUUUGGGGAGAGAGAUGACCAACAAGUGUUUAUUCAGAAAGUUAUCCCCAUAACCAACAAACUCUUUGUCCGUCUCUCUUCUACUGGAAAGAGGAUCUGCGAGGUGCAGUCAGUUGACGGCACCACCAUCACGUGUUUUACGGUGCGCGAGUGUGAAGGCUCCAGCCGCAUGGGCUCCCGCCCGCGCCGCUACCUCUUCACCGGCCAUGCCAAUGGCAGCAUCCAGAUGUGGGACCUAACCACAGCCAUGGAUACGGUCAACAAGAGUGAUGACAAAACCAAGCGGGACGCUGCUGAAGUGGGAGGGCCCACAGAAGAGGAACUUCUGAAGUUGCUGGACCAAUGUGACCUGAGCACAUCGCGCUGCGCCACGCCCAACAUCAGCCCGGCCCCCUCAGUGCUGCAGCACAGCCGUCUUCGAGAGUCCUGCUCCAGUCUCCAGCUGCAGACCCAAGAUCCCAUUCCAGAGACAGCCACGUACGGCGCCCUACGGCCAUACAGAGAGAGCCCCCUGCUGGCCCGUGCCCGCCGCACCGAGAGCUUCAACAGCUAUCGUGACUUUCACAGCCUGAACCUGGCCAAAGUCCUGAUGGAGCACAAUGGGCAGUGUGGUGCGGAGGACGAGGCACGGCAGCUUGUGAGUGACAGCAAUGGUGAAGAUGGGGACAAGAAGAGUUUGGCUACAGAGCAGUGGAACUUUAGGGCCUCGGAGAGUCCAGCAGCAGCCUCCAGCCGUCAGGCCCCGGACAGCCCGGGAGACUCUCGCCGCAGGACCCACUCGUCCGACGAGGGAGACUGCCGGCCCGAGGGCAGGAGAAGGGGGACGUUCGAGGGGAAUUUCCUGAGCCGGAAGAAGGCACCUCCGGUCCCUCUGCUGAGCUCUGUACCUACGGGGGCUGACACAGGAGGCAGUGACUCCUCCAGCACUGCCUCACCCUCUCCAACUAAAGCAUCCACUUCCCCACGCCACCGCAAAGGCCCAGACAUGACGAGCGAGUGAUGCCUCAUACACUAAAUUGUACAGCAGUGGUUCUCAGCUUCUCCUGCCCUGCGUAUUUUAGCCUUUUCCGCCCUCCUCAUCUCAGCAAGGGCUCGUUAAUGAGACAGUAAGUUGGAUAAGGUGAGUUAAAGCGAUUCUCAGCGUAUUUGAGUCACGAGGCCCCCAAAAUUGUAGGACUGGGUUUUGCAAACGCCUCAACUCCCCUUAAAAUACACUACAGAAACCUUCUACACAUCCAGUGAAACACACUACAGCAGCUUUCCUCUCAUACGAGACCAGGGCUGUCAAAAAUUCACAAUUUGAAUAUUCAUCAGAUUCAAUGAAAAUAAGCAGAAAAGGUUCAUUUGAAUGUUUAAAACCUGCUGUGGCUCAUAAUGUGUUAGCAAAUAGACAGAAGAAUAUCUUUGCAAACUAGGCCUGGUGAUAUCUAAUAGUAAUAAGUAAAUUAUUUUAUAUUUAAAAGUUCAUAAAUAUCAAUUAUAUAGCACCACUCCCCUCAGCACCCCCCCACAAAUAGCUAAUCAGCCAAUCACACGGCCGCAGCUCACUGCAUUUAGGCCUGUAGAGGUGGUCAAGACGUCUUGCUGAAGUGCAGACCGAGCAUCAGAACGGGGAAGAAAGGGGAUUU
Molecule: messenger RNA, 3375 nt
Organism: Pygocentrus nattereri (red-bellied piranha)
Lineage: Eukaryota; Metazoa; Chordata; Actinopteri; Characiformes; Serrasalmidae
Gene: kctd3
Product: potassium channel tetramerization domain containing 3
Exons: 18
Coding region: 270-2747 (825 amino acids)
Biological process (GO): protein homooligomerization
Molecular function (GO): protein binding
Source: RefSeq, a predicted model, not a curated record